Messenger RNA from Sceloporus undulatus (fence lizard), 3828 nucleotides. Its product is annotated as zinc finger protein OZF-like. The coding region runs from base 16 to 1380 and encodes 454 amino acids. The record is from RefSeq and is a predicted model, not a curated record. Lineage: Eukaryota; Metazoa; Chordata; Lepidosauria; Squamata; Phrynosomatidae. Gene Ontology annotation, biological process: negative regulation of transcription by RNA polymerase II. Gene Ontology annotation, molecular function: DNA-binding transcription repressor activity, RNA polymerase II-specific. The transcript is spliced from 2 exons.
UAUUUGGGAUGCACUAUGUGUUUUCCUCCCCUUUUGCUUAGUCACUGUCUGGAUGAGGGCUAUUUUCUAUUGCAGGUGACCUUUGGGGAUGUUGCUGUGUACUUCACAGAGGAAGAAUGGGAACUGUUGGAUCAGAACCAGAGAUUUUUGUACAACGGGGUGAUGAUGGAAAACUAUAAGAAUGUGUCAUACCUGGGAGACCAUGUAAUGCUUCCAACAAUCUACACAGGAGAGAAACCAUACAAAUGCCAGCAGUAUGGCAAUUUUUUUUGUGAGAAGCAAGCCCUUGUGAAACAUCAGAGAGCCCAAACAAAAGAUAAACCAUACCAAUGCCUGCAGUGCGGGAAAUAUUUUGCUUCUAAGUCAUUUAUUGUUAUGCACCAGAGAGUCCACACAGGAGAGAAACCAUACAAAUGCCAGGAGUGUGGAAAAUGUUUUGCUUACAAGUCAGCCCUUGUCACUCAUCAGAGAGUCCAUACAGGAGAGAAACCAUAUAGAUGCCAGGAAUGUGGAAAAUGUUUUGCUGACAAGUCUUCCCUUGCGAAGCAUCACAGAGUCCACGCAGCAGAGAAACCAUACAAAUGCCAGCAAUGUGGGAAAUGUUUUGCUUGCGAGUCAUUUCUUGUGAAGCAUCAGACAGUCCACACAGUAGAGAAACCAUACCAAUGCCAGCAGUGUGGAAAAUGUUUUUCUCACAAGUCAACCCUUGUGAAACAUCAAAUAGUCCACACAGAAGAGACACCAUACAAAUGCCAUCAGUGUGGGAAAUGUUUUGCUUACAGGUCAGACUUUAUCACUCAUCAGAGAGUCCACACAGGUGAGAAACCAUUCCAGUGCCGGCACUGCGAAAAAUGCUUUGCUCGCAGUUCGGACUGCGAGAUUCAUCAAAGAGUCCACACAGGAGAAAAACCUUUCAAAUGCCAGGAGUGUGGGAAAUGUUUUGCUUGCAAGUCAUUCCUUGUAACACAUCAGAGAAUCCACACAGGAGAGAAACCAUACAAAUGCCAACACUGUUGUAAGUGUUUUGCUGACAAGUCUUCCUUUGUGAAGCAUCAGAGAGUCCACACAGGAGAAAAACCGUACAACUGCCAGCACUGUGGGAAAUGUUUUGCUGACAAGUCUUCCCUUGUGAAGCAUCAGAGAGUCCACACAGGAGAGAAACCAUACAAAUGCCUGCAGUGUGAGAAAUGUUUUGCAUACAAGUCAGUCCUUGUGAAGCAUCAGAGAGUCCACACAGGAGAGAAACCGUACAAAUGCCAGCAGUUUGAUGAAUGUAUUUCUCACAAAUCAGCCCUAGUAAUUCAUAACAGUCCACACAGGAAUGAAACCAUACAAAUCCCAGCCAUGUGGGAAAUGUUUUGCUUGCAAAUCACACCUUAAAAAAACACCAGAAUCCACAAAGGAGAAAAAACAUACAAAUGCCAGCACUGUGGUUAAUGUUUUACUUACAAGUCUGCCCUUGCAAAUCAUCGGAGUCCACACAGGAGAGCAAACACUGUGGAUUUAUUUUUACAGAGAAGUCAUAUAUUGUUAUUCAUCAAAGUUCACACAACAGAAACCAUAGAAAUGCCAGCAGUAUAGAAAGUUUUCCUUGCAGUUCACACCUGAUGAGUUUGAUAACUCAUACAUCAUAAGUCAUCAAGUCUUCUUGAAUUUUGAUCAUAAUAUCCCAGAGGACAAGAUCAAAAUUCAAGAAGUCCUGAAUAGAUUAGUAAGCUGAGUCGAAGCUAACAAAAUGAAUUUCGUCAUGUAGAAGUGUAAGGUACUACACUUAGGGCAGAAAAAUGAAAUGCAUGGAUAUAGGAUGGGGGACACCUGGAUUAGUGAGACAGGGGUUGGACUGGAUGGCUCUUGUGGUCUCUUCCAACUCUGAUUCUAUGAAAUACCAGCAAUGUGAAAAAAUUACAAACUAUAAAAUACCAGUAGUGUGAAAAAAAAUUAGCUCAAAAACCAGCCCUUGUGACUCAUUAGUGAAUCAAUACAAGAGGGGAAAAACCAUACAAAUGACAGCAGUGAGGGGAAUGUUUUUCUGACAAGUCUACUCUUGUGACUGAUCAGAAAAUCCACACAGCAGAGAAACCAUAAAACUGCUGAAAGUGUGGGAAAUGUUUUCCUCUGGAUUUAACCCUUUUGAGCAUCAAAAAGUUCACACUGGAGAUAAAAUGAACAUGUGAAAUACUUUUUGUUUGGAGUGACAGUACUUCUAGAUUCUGCUUUACAAAUCUAUUACUGUAUAAUCCCUUUUGAUGGUAUUUUUUUCAAAUCAUGUGAUUUGAAAAUAUCUUGCGGUUAUAUGUUAAUUCAAUUAACCUUGGAAUUAUUUGGAGUAUUUUGUUUUCUUGGCAGGCCAUCCAAUAGCUAAGACACAUAGCAUCAAUUAUGGAGGAUCUGUUUUAUUAAUGAGGUACUCCCCAACUCAUCACAUUCUGACCAUGGCUGCAUCCAUACUGCAGAAAUAAUCCAGUUUGACACCAUUUUAUCUGCUGAGGCUGAGUUCUAUGGAAUUUCCAUUUUUGUGAGAUAUUUAGCCUUCUCUGUCAGAGAGCUCUGGUACCACAGUAAGCUACAAGUUUCAUAGUCCAUACCUUUGAGCUAUAGCAGUUAAAAUGAUGUCAGUGUAUAUUUUGGUGUGGUUGGAUUAUUUCUGCAGUGUGGAUGCAGUCCAAGACGAUAGGUUGUGUGGUCAUAUAACCUGAGGGGGAAUUUCUUUCCCCUUUCUCCCUUUGUUGACACAUGAUGUCUACUGACUACCAUGUUAAAUGGUGACAUUUUCCUGUCCUCAGGACCUAAACAUGAAGCAGAAAAAUCCUGUUUUUUUGUAAUUUAUUAUUAUUAUUAUUAUUAUUAAUGUUUAUUUAUAUAGCGCCAUAAAUUUGCAUGGCACUUUGCAGGCAUCAUCAAAACAGCAUAUAAUCUGCCAAUGGCAGACAAUCUAAAAGUCAUAAAAUAUAAACUAUACAAAAUUAAGCAAGUUAUGCAACUAAAAUACAAAACUGUGAAAACAUAAUACAUAUAGUGAAAUCUAAAUUAUAAAACAAUAUUAAGCUAGAGUACCAAAUGUUUCUGAGAACAAGAAAUUUUUUAAUCCAGAUUUAAAGCUAAAUAGAGAAGAGAUCGUCCGCAGAUGUUUAGGGAGGUGGUUUCAGGAGUAUGAUGCAACAAAUGAAAAGAAUGAACCGAGUCAAGGAAGAAGAAAUCCUUGGCUGGGUAAGAAACCCCGAGCUCCUGGACCACAAAUCUCGAACAGGAUGAUAAGAUGAAAUAAGGACUGACAGAUAAGGGGGAGCUAGGUUGUGUAAAGCUUUAAACGUUAAGAGAAGAAACUUGUGCCGAAUCCUAAAAGGAAUGGGUAACCAUUGUAGAGAUGCUAGAAGUGGAGUGACGUGAUCAAAGCAAUGAGCUAAAAAAAUAACCUUAGCAGCAGAAUGUUGAAUGGAAAUCAGAGGACUAAGGUGGAAGUGGAAGCCCCAUCAAAAGAAGAUUGCAGCAGUCAAGGCGGGAGUUAACUAGGGUAUGAACUGAGGUCUUAGCAGUAGAAGCCGAUAGAAAAGGUCUAAUUUUAGCAAUAUUACGGUGCACCCUUUUUUACGUGGGGGAUCUGUUUCGGACCCCCCUGCGUAAAAAAUCCCACGUAUGCUCGAGCCCCAUUGAAAGUAAUGGUGCUCGUGCAUGGUGGCGCAGCAGGUUCGUGCCAUGGGUGUGUGCCCCAUUACUUUUGAUGGGACACGCCACUUGCGCCCUGUGUGCUCCCGUGUGGCUUUCUACAUAUGCUAUAAGCCACAUAUAGUGUGUCCGUGUAUGACGCAGGCACACUGCAUAAAGAAAACA